Molecule: messenger RNA, 3934 nt
Organism: Pseudomassariella vexata
Lineage: Eukaryota; Fungi; Ascomycota; Sordariomycetes; Amphisphaeriales; Pseudomassariaceae
Product: pentatricopeptide repeat domain-containing protein
Exons: 2
Coding region: 1-3525 (1174 amino acids)
Molecular function (GO): protein binding
Source: RefSeq, a predicted model, not a curated record
AUGCCCCUCUUCAACUCUUUGGCUCAACGCGUUAUCCAGCAAGGAUUUUCCAAAUCUCUCACCCACGGCUACGCACAGUCGCUCGUAGCUGGCACACACCUCCACACUCUCAACGCGCAGAACCGGCCAACCUUUUCCCGGCGGCAUAGUCAGCGCAUCGGCCCAUUAUCGACUCUCCAGCUUCAGGGUCAGGGUGCAUUUCACAGCUCUGCUUCGGCGGCGAAUGCUACUCAGGAGCAUCGCCAUGACCGGCUUCUUAGCAACCAUGGAGGUCUAGAUGCAUAUUUCGAGGCCCUCCAGAACCGGCAAGAGCAUGAGUUGGAGACUGGCGAGGUUCAAACUGAGGCCGAGAAAGAAUGGACCCAAUUCCAAUUCCCAAAGCAGAUCGAGUGGAAGCCAAGUGUUUCUACCGUCAUAGGCGAAUCUAAAUCUGAUGUUCAAGCUGUCAACGCUGUUGAGGCUGCCCGAGAUGAAUCCGAUGCGCCGGUCGCGGUGCCUGCUGAGGCGGCAUUGGCCCACAUCGACGCGGCUCUCAAGAACGAGCUGGAAGUCCGACAACUACAGGAAGCUCUGGAGGAGAUCUCACUUGUUGUCCACUCUCGAGCACUCUCUCCGAUUAUUGAAAGCGCAAGGUCAGUUAGUCCAGCCAGCAUUGCACGCACUGCGACACCGCCGGUAGACUCUCAGUCCCAAAGCUACGCCGAUCACCUCACCAAGCUCGCUGAGGAUGGCCGCUUCGCUGAGAUACCGGCCGUCUUUGAGGCCAUGUUGGUUGCCAACAUCAAGCCCAUUGCAAGUGCGUACAAUGCUCUGCUCAAUGCUGCCAUUCGCAUUCCUAUGGCGCAAAGCGAGGUUGUGUCGAAGGCUCUGGAUGUCUACUCCGAUAUGAUGAGACGGAAGGUCACGCCUGACAGUGAGACCUACAAUAUUUUGCUGGGUCUGCUUGCCGCUCGGUGUCUUGAAGUCUCAAGCUUGAAGAAAGACCUUGAGGUGAGGCGGACUCGUUUUGGUGGAAUGGACGAGCGUGGGACAUUCAUGUUUGCUUCCUAUGAGAUGGACCACGCUAUUCUUUCAGAAGAACUUGAUCGACUCGACCUAGCACUAAAGCUGUUCGAGUCCUCGGUUGUGUCGCAUCAGGCUAGUUACUCGUCUGAAGUCUACCAUCAGCUCAUCUCAGCAUGUGCCCAAGCGGGCCGAAUCACAGAUAUGCUCCAACUUUUCGAUCAUAUGGAACACAGCGGAGCCGUACCGUUUGCUGCCACAUUCCCCACUAUGAUCACGGCCUUCUCCAAAUUGGGUGAUUUGGCCAGCGCAGUCGAGUGUUACAAUGAGUACAAGGAGCUUGCUAUCGCCCACGACAGCGGCAGAUAUACACUUAAUGACCGUCUCGAUUCUCAAGUAUACGCAGCUGUCAUUAAUGGCUACGUAAUUAACGAUAAGCCCGAAGGAGCCAUGAAAUUUUACGAGCGCAUUGUGUCUGACUAUGGCGUUCGUGUAGCAGACAUGGAGGAUGCUCUAAUCAGUGGAGGAUUCGUCAACGGCUUCAUGGAACGGGGUAUCUAUCAAGAAGCACUUCAAUGGGCUCAAGGAAUCGAGAACGAAAGUCGAUUGUCGACCAUGGCCACCAUUGCGACCACUGCCGCCGAUAAUGAUGAUCAGCACUCAGCAGUAGCCGCCUUUGCGAAUAUUCCGUCCUCCUACCAAGGCAUCGCGACACCGGCAAUGGCUCUGCUUGCACUCAGUGUUCGGGCAGGUGAUGUUGCCGCUGCCAGCCAAUACUGGCACAUUCUGAGCAAUCCUGAGGUCGAAGCUGUACCAGCGUUCAUCGAGCCCACUGCCAUGUAUGCUGUAGCUAUGAUUGGCUCGGGUCAGGUUGCUGAGGGUUUGGCUGAGUCUGAACUGAUGUUCCAACGCAUUCGUGCAGCUGGCGUCGAUGCUAGGCCACAGCUGGUUGACGAAAUCCAGGAGGGCAUCGACUUCAUAUCGAAGUUUAUGUCCACACGUGGAAUCAUAGACCCCCGGCAUGUGUCGCCAGUCAGCUUCACUCAACAGACUUUCUCCGCCUCGCCCUACCCAUCUACUCCUACUGUUUCAAGCUACGAGGAUAACUUUGACCCUUACGCGUACAACACCGACUUCAAGGGUUCGUCCAUCAUCUCCGAUGAGCUUGAAGGCGCUCAUGGCCGCAAGGGUCCUAGAAUCAACGAGGCUCUAACCCGUUUUCGCAACAUGCGACGAGCCGGUCGUCAUCCGCGGUACAUCACAUAUGCUAAGAUGAUUUCGGCUGCCGCUCGUGAGGGAAAGAUGGAUAUGUGCCACGACAUCCUUGUCAUGGCUCGAACCGACGUGCCCCUGCUCCCCCAAUUUGCCGUUGUUCGCUAUGGCUGGUCUUCAAUUUUGGAUGCUAUGGUUGGUGCUUGCCUGACACUGGGUGAUCGUACUCUGGCCGAGCAGUAUCAUCUGGAGCUUCUCGAGAUGGGAUCUGCGCCGUCCGCCAACACUUUCGGUCUCUACAUCACUACCCUCAAGGAAUCGACCAAGACUUUUGACGAGGCCACGGAGGCAGUAAAAAUCUUCCACCGCGCCAAGUCUGAGGGAGUUGAGCCGUCCAGCUUCUUGUAUAACGCUCUGAUUGGCAAGCUUGGCAAGGCCCGACGCAUUGAUGACUGCCUCUUCUUCUUCGCCGAGAUGCGUGCGCUUGGUAUCAAGCCCACCAGCGUUACCUAUGGAACCAUUGUCAAUGCUCUGUGUCGUGUCAGCGAUGAGAAGUUUGCUGAGGAACUGUUCGAUGAGAUGGAGGCCAUGCCCAACUACAAAGCUCGCCCAGCUCCUUACAACAGCAUGAUGCAAUUCUUCCUCACAACUAAGCGUGAUAAGGCCAAGGUACUGGCUUACUACGAGCGAAUGAAAGCCAAGGGCAUCGCGCCGACUGCGCACACGUACAAGCUUCUCGUCGAUACCCAUGCCACCCUCGAGCCUGUCAACAUGACUGCCGCUGAGGCUGUUCUUGACAUGAUAAGAUCCUCCGGUCAGCGUGUUGAACCAGUUCACUACGCGUCUCUCAUCCACGCUCGUGGCUGCGUCCUUCACGACAUGGCUGGUGCCAAGAAUAUCUUCGAUUCGGUUAUGAGCGACCCUAGCGUGCCCGCAAAUCCUUGCUUAUUUCAGGCGCUGUUUGAAGCUAUGGUCGCCAACCACCACGUUGCGGAUACCGAAGCGAUUGUGGCCGAAAUGCGACGCCGCCGUGUUGAAUUGACUCCCUACAUCGCCAAUACUUUGAUCCAUGGAUGGGCCGGCGACAAAAACAUUGAGAAGGCCAACUCUGUAUACAACAGCGUUAGUCGUGAGAAGCGUGAGCCCAGCACCUACGAGGCUAUGACACGUGCAUACCUCGCAGUUGAGGACCGAAACAACGCCAAGUCCGUCGUCCACGAGAUGCUCACUCGAGGCUACCCCAGCGCCGUUGUCAACAAGGUGCUGGAACUCCUCGGAGGUGGCAGCAGCGAAGAGGUUGCCACGGCUUGAACCCAGGGGACUCCCAUUCCCUGACCCUUUUCCUAUUCUGUCGAAGUUUCCUUUGUCCUCCGAUGAUGUGCUUUUCUAAUACGAUACCCCGUGCUUUGUUGAGAGUGGUGGUUGCAAUUCCAGGUGGAAUCAGGGUGGCCGGGGGACGUCGGUCGAAAAGGGGCGGAGGAUAAGCGUUAUGUUUUGAUCUUUCCAAUAUCAUGACUACAGCAGCAUCUUGACGAGAGCACACACGUCUGUUGUGGCUGGAACUUGGCAGCCAGGCGUUCUACGGUUGUAUGUAUAAAAAGGAUUUUGCCGUUGAUCGGUUGGUCGGUCAGGUGCGGACUGGGUCGAGCUCAGGUCUUUUGGGUGCGAAAGACGAGCCGCAUGUUUCAAGACAAGGCUGCAUGCCCGCCGCGCAUGCGAU